AUGAUCCCCUUCCAGGACGAAUACGUCGAACACGAAACUGCGAACUGCUUCCGCGUGUUCACAGGAAAGUCAAAACAGAAAGGAGAACGACCGAUCCCGAGGACGAGCCCAGACGACAGAUCGGCGAUAGUAAUCGCCGUUGCAGGGACCCGCUUCUCCCGACCGGACACAGAGACAAAGUUCGGGGGAGCCAUAUGGGCGGGGGAAAACAGCCCAUACAAUGAAGGGUUCCAAGUUCCAGGCCGGGAAGAGGACACCUACUGCCUAGGGAUCCUCACAGCGAUAGCCCAGGCCGCUAGUACGAUCCCAGCCUCAAAGCCUAUCAUCUUCAGAGUCCCGAACGACAGCAUAAUCCGAGAGCUUACGAGGAACAGGAAAAGCCGAGAAGACCAAGACUGGUUAGGAGAGGAAGCGGGAGCGAUGAAAUCGGCGAUCGCAAAUAUCCGAGCCCGAGAGGGCUGGACGGCGUUCCUACUAAGCCCCCUGAGAGCGAAACACGAGGGGACGAGCAAAGCACGCGACCUAGCAAGAGAUGCACUCUCACACGGAGUGAUCAGACCCUGGCCCGAGAUCCCCGACGGCUUCGAGCUCCGGGGCGCAAAGCUAAGCACCGCGACACAGAGCGAACUGUACCGACGACUAGUAAGAGCACGAAAACCGAGCCAAAGGAGACGCACCGCGAUAAACCUUGACAUCAUCAGAUGGGCAGCGAAAGACCUCAACGGCACCCCCCCCACAGACGGAUGCAUCUGGAAAGCGACGAGGGAUCCCGCCCUGCUGAGGAACGAACGCGCUUUCCUCUUCAAAACAAUACACGACGCCCACCGGGUCGGCGAAUACUGGGAAAAGAUCACCAACUACGAAAACCGAGCUGUAUGCGGGGUAUGCGACUGCACGGAAACAAUGGAACACAUACUUACCGAGUGCAAAGGCAGCGGGUGUAAGACCAUAUGGAAACUAGCCGAGAAACUCUGGAACGAAAAGACCAACAGGCGCUGGCCAGGGACGAGUUUCGGAACAAUACUAGCGAGCGGAAUGGCGUCCCUCAAGGGGGACCGAGACGGGAGUGCGAGUAGAUUCCUGAAGAUCAUAAUCGCGACAUCUAGCCAUCUGAUAUGGGUGAUACGGUGUGAAAGAAGAAUCCAACGCGGCGAGCACCCUGAGAAACGACAUACCGCGAACGAGAUUCACAAUAGAUGGGUUGCAAAGAUGAACCACAGACUACAUCUCGACCAAGCGAUGGCCGACAAGAGAAGGUACGAGAAUAAAGCCGUAUCGAGGAAGACAGUCCUGACCACGUGGUCGGGCACACUCCUCGAAGAAGAGAGCCUCCCCGAGAACUGGAUUAGGAAGGAUGCGGUUUUAGUGAGUAUACAACCAAUUCGCGAUCGAGGGGGAUGA
Punctularia strigosozonata HHB-11173 SS5 is the source of this 1401-nucleotide messenger RNA. RefSeq lists its product as uncharacterized. The transcript has a single exon. The coding region runs from base 1 to 1401 and encodes 466 amino acids. The record is from RefSeq and is a predicted model, not a curated record. NCBI's taxonomy places the organism in Eukaryota, Fungi, Basidiomycota, Agaricomycetes, Corticiales, Punctulariaceae.